AUGGUAGCUGAGCUGCAACAAGCUAAUCAACGAAUGGCUGACGAGAACCAAAUAAUGGUUGCUCAAAUUGCCGAACUAAAUCAUGUUCGGAUUGAACACAACGAUGCUCGUCAAGCGGAAGACGAGGAGCAUCAAUCCCAACCAACUCAUGUUUCAGAAAACGCUCGGCACGAAGAGCAGCAGCCCGAAGAUGAGAAAGAAGAGUCUGAGGACUCUGUAGGCCCUUUUACAGAAGAAGUAAUGAACUUCGAAUUACCAAAGAGGUUCACCCUGCCGUUGACCCUCACGCCUUAUAAUGGACUCGGUGACCCGAGGAAGUUCAUAAAGAAAUUCCGAUCAAUAAUGAUCGUCAAUGGUGCAUCAGAUACAGUCUUAUGUCGUUGUUUUCCGAAUUAUUUAGACUGUCCUGCACUUGAUUGGUUGUGUGCUUUGCCUGCAGGUUCCAUUUCGCGCUUUCAUCAGUUGGCGAAGUUAUUUGAGGAACAUUUCGCCGGAUCCGCAAUAUAUUUGCACGACUCCGAUUACCUGAACACUAUCAAGCAAGGGCCAAACGAAAGCUUAAAGGACUAUAUGACUCGCUUCACCAAGGUCGCAAUCAGCAUACCAGAUCUCCACCCCGAGGUCCAUCUGCACGCAAUUAAAAGCGGCCUCCGACCCGGGAAGUUCCAGGAGAUGAUCGCAGUAGCAAAGCCGAAGACUCUAGCAGAAUUUCGCGAGAAAGCAAAAGGACAAAUUGACAUCGAGGAGCUCAGACAAGCUCGGAAGUCUGACAAGUCACACUUCCGUGAAGAAGAUAAGAGCUCAUCCCUUAAGAAAAGUUUUAAACUAACACCUCGAUUCGAUUCUUAUACGCAGUUUAACACCAAGAGGGAAGACAUAAUCAAGGAAAUCUUGAACUCCAAACUAAUCAAGCCACCGAAAAAAGCCGGCACAUACCAAGAUGCAAAGAACGUGGACAAAUCAAAGUACUGCACUUUCCACCAGAAACAUGGCCACAACACCGAUGAUUGUGUGGUCGCCAAAGAUCUUUUAGAACGACUAGCAAGACAAGGGCACCUUGACAAAUACAUUGGUGGUCACAUCCAAAAGCGCGGCCCAAGUUCCACAACACACGACCUCUCUGAACAACACCGAGGAAAAGAGAAGGCAUCUUCAAGCCAAUAUGAAAGACCACGAGGUAUAAUCAAUUGUAUUUCAGGAGGAUACGCAAGUGGAGGAUACUCAAACUCAGCAAGAAAAAGAUCGUUUAAAGUAAUAUGCUCGGUAGACGGACCGAAACAAGAUGUAACAAUCUCUAAUCCACAACCAGAAGUCACUUUCACACAUGCCGACUUAACUCCAACAUACAAAAUUUGGACGAUCCUGUGGUAA
This is a messenger RNA of Arachis duranensis, 1371 nucleotides long. RefSeq lists its product as uncharacterized. The coding region runs from base 1 to 1371 and encodes 456 amino acids. The record is from RefSeq and is a predicted model, not a curated record. The transcript has a single exon. Lineage: Eukaryota; Viridiplantae; Streptophyta; Magnoliopsida; Fabales; Fabaceae.